This is a messenger RNA of Diachasma alloeum, 5783 nucleotides long. RefSeq lists its product as uncharacterized. Bases 1325 to 4942 code for a protein of 1205 amino acids. Gene Ontology annotation, molecular function: metal ion binding; RNA binding. Gene Ontology annotation, cellular component: nucleus. Gene Ontology annotation, biological process: negative regulation of DNA-templated transcription. The record is from RefSeq and is a predicted model, not a curated record. NCBI's taxonomy places the organism in Eukaryota, Metazoa, Arthropoda, Insecta, Hymenoptera, Braconidae. The transcript is spliced from 4 exons.
CGUUGCUCUCGGUUGCGUCUCAGAAUAGUUCCAGAUGUGCCCAUGUUUAGUUAAUCUUUGAAGUUUUCUCUAUUAUCGAUUACAAUUUAAUCGCAACGAAAAUCACCGCAAAAACCAGAAAAAAAACAAACAAGAAUCAACCAAAAAACAUUCAAAUAAUCCAUUCGCACUCGCCUUAAUUCGACCAAAGAAACGACCAUGUUGUAAAAAUUUUCCUUCUUUUAUAUAAUUAAAACGCAGAAAAAUCCAAUUAAACUCCAACAAUCGCACCGAUCGAUCGUCUUUUCCAUCCUCGAUACAUCGCCAUUCAAGAUUUCGCCAACCCUCUCGAAUCGCGAUAUUACAACAAAUUAACCUGAAAAAUGACACGUACGAGGCAAAAAAAAGCGGAAGUUUUGCAGAGUUUCUGAAAAAGUCGAGGGGGUAUUGUCCAGUGGAAGCGUAAGAAAAAAAAGCAAGAUCAUCGUAAACUGAAUGAGAGGUCGCUUGGCCUUCCAAAAGACUACAAAGAACCAUCAUAUCGUGUUGGAUAUUUGAUAAAAUAAUAAAUUAAAACGAAUAAAUUGAGAGAGAUUAAAAAGUCAUAAUUGACACGUACGCAUUGCUACAGAGUUGAAAAGGAAGGGGGUCACGUGACGGUCGGGUUCUAGCUCGUUUAAAAGGAGAAGGAAUAUUUUAAAGAAAAUACGGUGUCCCCUUUUUCCCCCACUCCUCUGACCGUCGCAUUAACGUGCGUCGCGAGGAGGUACUCGGCCAUGCCACGUCAACUAGAAUGACGUUGUUUGUCGGCGACGAUCUGACCACACAAGGAUUUAAAGAUAACGAAAUAUAAAAGAAGGGGCAAAACUUGAUCUUGAAUCAUCAUUAUUGAUCUAAGAAUUGGAAAUAACGUAUAAUAAAGUGAAAACAACAAAUGCCAAUAUUUUAAUUGAGUGAAAUAUUUGAGGAAAAGAAAUAACAGAUUUACGGAUUUAAUGGUGGGGGAAAGAGUAAUAGAGGACGAAAAAAGGGAAAAACAGUUUGAGAAGAGGAGAGACGAAAUUUCGUACUUUUUUCGUGGUAUUAUUUUUUCGGAAGCACCCGUGAAAGUACCUCAAUCAAUGACUAUUUGGGAAGAAAUGAUAAUUAUUAGAUUCAUCAGGGUCGAGUGUCGGGUAGAUUUUGUCGUUGAAAAUAUUAGUGGCGGAUAUUAGUUAUUUAUGAAAUUAAUUGAAAUAGGGAAAAUUCACGCAGUCACAUUCUGAUCGGCGGUGAAAAUAGGAGUUUAAUUGUUGAUAGUUAAAACUAUUUAUUGAUUUUCAAAAGUUCAAGGUCGUAGUCGAAUAUGGCACUAGAGAGUGUUACCGCGGCCGAAACACUGAUCCAAAGCAGCAAUACGGCUAACAAUGAUUUGGAGGACGGAGAAAUUCCCUCUGAUGAAGAUGAUGAACCCAUACCAGUACCAGUCAAAACCCCUGAUCCAUCGACAAUCUUAAAGUUCGAGUCUCAUAGGGAAAAAAAUACAGAAUCAAAAUCGAGUAAAAGUAAGGGUAAAUCAUCGGCUAGCAAUACGUCUGGUAGUGGUACAGGAGGAAGUAAAUCCGACAGAUUUACUAAGUAUAAAAAUCCAUCGGAAGAUUGGGCUGGUGAUGUUGAGAAGGCCAUCAAGGCUGCUUUGGAUGGGGAAAAUAAGAAAGAAGAGAAGAGUAAGGGAAAAAACUCUUCUAGUAGGAGUAAAAAUAGGAAGAGGAGUCGAGAUGAGAAGGAGGAGGACCGAAAUAAAGAACAGAAGAAACGACGGCUGAGUGAAGAGGAAAAUGGUAAUGUUGAUGAUGAUGAGUUUAUGUUCGUGCGAGGCGCCUCUCCAGUAGUAAAUAGAAAAGAUCUUCAUGAUUCAAGCCCCCCUCGUCGUUCCCAUGAACGUGAAAAUUUCGAUAAUAAUUCGGACAGAGAUUCGGAGGAACGAUCAAAUAGACAUCGUGACGAGAAACGUGGUAACAAUCGAGGCUCAACACCCAGAAGAUCUGGAAAAAAUGAACGAGCUGGGAAAAAUAAAGGUCGAGGGAGCGCAAGGAACGAGCGGAAUGGAAGGAGGACUCAAAAUAAUGAACACAAUCAGGACCCAGACUCAAUUUGCGUAUAUUUUAUGCAGGGAAAGUGUCACCGAGGUGAUGAUUGUCCAUUUUCACACAAUGCACUUCCUCCUAGGAAAAUGGAACUUUGUAAAUUUUACCUUAUGGACUGUUGUGCUAAGAGGGAUAAGUGUCUGUAUAUGCAUCACGAUUUUCCAUGCAAAUUUCAUCAUACUGGCCUUAAAUGUGCAGCUGGAUCGAACUGCAAAUUUUCUCAUGAACCUCUCAAUGAUCAGGUGAAGAAUAUUUUACUUAAACACUUGGAGACUGCCCCCAAAGAGAUCUUAGGUGACUUCCCUCGACUGAGCCGAGAAAGGGCCUUAAUGAUGAUUAACAGUACAGUUCGGAAUCAAACUCAGGGUCCUGAGGAGAACUCACAGAAGAUUCCGAGUCUCUUUGAUGUUAGUCUCAAUUCCUUAAAUUCUCAAGGAAACGACUCCUCCGCCGAAAAGGACAACGACACUCCUACCGAGUCCCAGAAACGAUCGAACUCCUCCAAAGACAAAAAAUCAGUUGGCAAGAAGACCCGAUGGGGUUCCGACGAUGACCGCGUCCCCUUGGAGCAAAUAGUACUCCUACAAACAGUGAAUCAACUUGGUCUGAAUUUGCCAAAUGUCGCUCUGAGCCUAGCAAUGCAACAGCACCAGCAGAUCCAACAGCGUCUGUUAAUCCAACAGUGCAUCGCAGCAAAUAUGGACUUCUACAAUGAGAUCCAGGGAAAUACAGUGCUAGAAGGUAAAACCAAACUGAAAGGGGACCCGAAAGACUCUGACGAAACUCCAUCGAAAUCUUCCGAGAAUCACUCAAUCUCCAGAGACAUUGACUUGAGACAACUCCUAGCAAACGCGAUGCCGAAGACUUCUCAAUCCUUAAGUCUAGCUGAAGAGGCAGCGAAUCUAUCAACAUCUAAAUUCGAUGAUGAAAGUGAUCGUGAAGAAGAGUCAAACCUGGUCAUCGAAGUUCCAGCUGAUGAAGAGGAUAAAAAGAAAGAUGUGGAGGGGUAUCAAAGGUAUAAAACACUUCAAAACCUCACAAGUUCAGACCUGAAUCCGAGAGGUUCUCCCAAAUCAUAUGUUGGAGGCCGGGAACCGUCACCAAACUUGCCAAAAACUGCCCAAGAAUUAUUCUUGAGGAUUCAACAGCAACAGAGAGCAGCUGGAGACAGUCUCAUCACCUCUGAUGAAAAAUCAGCAGUGGAGAAUGCCUUAAAAGAUCAGGAAGAAUGGUAUUCUGAUGAGUCUGAGAACGAGAACAACGACGAUGAUGAUGAUGAGGAUGGUAAUCUGCAGAUAGUUUUGAAGGACAAUCAGAAAGAUGAGAAGAGUGAAGGAGGUAAUCAGCUCAGUCCAACUCAAGAAAAUACCCUUCUGCCCUCCAUAAUCGUCCCUCAACCAGCUCCUAUCGUCGAUAAACUCGGGGAUUUGAGCAAAAUCGAUAUCAGUGCUGAAGUGACCAAGCUCCUGUCUUCCAUAAAGCCCCAAGUUAAACGAAGCCUUGAAGAGUCUUCCAAGGAGGAUGAGAAGUCAAGAACAAAUUCUCCAGAUUCGUCGGAGACAUUGUCUUCCGUAGUUAAAUUGGAGAACGAGGUGCUCAGCCCGAAAUCCUCACCCUCCACGAGCACAGUGCCAGUCUCCAGAGACCCGAGAAUGUCUAGAGAUCCUCGUCAACGAAGAAUGGAGGAGACCAAACCUAAUAGUCCAAGUAUAUCAGAGUGUAGAAAACCAGAAUCUAGAACUUUAAGAUUAGAAACGAGUAUCUACUCAUCUGGGAUCACUUCAUCGGACUACAUACAUGGUAUGGACACAGACUUUCGAGCUAGACUGGACCAGGAUCAUCGAAGGAAAGAUAUGGAUUUGAGACAACGAUUUCAAGAUUUUGGAGAUACGGAUUUGAGAAUAGCAGGCUUCGAAAGUGGGAGAUCUGAUAUUGACUUGAGACAAAUGUUGACGUUACCAUUUAAACCUGCACCAUCUCAUGUACCUUGCACGGAGAUUGAUGCCAGCAUCGCCUCACAUGUGCCAUUAUCAUACAAAGUCUACGUUGUGGACAUUCCAAGGCCCAAUUACACUGGUCUUAAGCUAACCAAGAAUGACGCAGCAGUGAAACACGAUCCUAGGCUGCGUAAAAUCUUCAGACUAUCUAAGAACGAUACACCUGACUCCCCAAUGUCUCCACCUCCAGUGAAACAAAUACCUGAUACUCCAAAGUCUCCUCCUCAACUACGUGCAGACCCGAGGAGAAAAGCUCUGGAAAUAUCUAAUCAAAUUCCUGGAAAUUCAAUGUUGCCAGGUAUUCCUCAGAGUUCUAGUGACAUUUCAAUUGGCUUAGGGGGUUCCGUAAUGACAGGACCAAGUCUCAAUAUGGGGAUGGGCCAGAAUCCAAUGCUAGGGGGCAUGAACUCAAUCUCAGGAAUGCUAAAUACGCCCAUUCAGCAUUCCCCAGGCAUCCCCAUGGGGAUCUCUGGGAUUCCUAAUUCAAUCCCUCAAAGUGGCCCUUCGAUGCAACAGAAUCAGAUAGGAUUUGAUUCACGGUUUGUCCAAAGGAAUGGAGGACCCGGUUUACUCGGUCCGGCCCCUGCGUUGUACUCCGAUGUUGGCCCAAAUUAUGAUCAAACUUUCCCAGGCAAUAAUUUCAAUAAUUUUGGACCUAGUGCCAAUGAAUCGAUGAUGUCAUUUGGGCCAUCAAGUCAGAUGAAUUUUGGGACUAAUGGACCUGACUGGGUAGGAGGUAAUGGAACGAACCCAGGGAGAAGUCGAGGGAGAGUGCGGAGAAGAAACAGAAAUCGGGCGAAUCCCAAUAAUGCAAACAGAGGGAACAGGUCGCCUCAGUAGAUAUCUAAGAUCACGAUUAAAAAAACAUGCAAUUAUGAACAAAGUUUCAUUUCAUUAAUAUUGAACAAACUAUUGAGGAUAGCUCAAUGUAAACGUAAUCCAGUGAUUCAAUUACGUAUUCAUCAUUUUUUUCUAACAAGUUCGUCAUAAGUUCAUAAUAAUCACAUUAUGAAGGAGAGCAUAAUUUAAUGAUUAUUAUUAUUACAUUAUUAUCAUUAUUAUUAUUAUGUCUGAUUGACAAUUUUUUUCAAGUACAAUAAUAAAUUGUUUUAUAAAAUUAAUCGAAAAUUGUCACGAGGUGUCAUUCUUCAUCUUCAAGCAUUAUUUAGAAUCAUGAUGGCUCAAGUAUUUUUAUCACUAUUUGAAGUUACUCGGGAUUGAUACCUGCGGUGCAAGUCAAAAUAAGAUAGUUAUGGGCUAAUAACUUCCAUUAGAUAUUAUGAUUGCAUAUUGGUGAUAAGUGAUCACUUGAAAUUGGUUGAGUCAUCUUAUUUUUCAUUAUUUAUAAUGUAAAUCGUCUCAAAUACAAAUGAUUGGACAGAAUAUUCACUCAUGAAGAUGUAACUGUAAUUUACAUGGAUAGUAACAUUUUAUAUCUUUCUGUAAAUAGGCGAAAAAAUUCUGUAUAUUCUAUUGUUGUACAUGAAAUGCUUUCUUCUCUUUUUUUUCAACUAUGGAUGAUUAUUAGAAAUAAGUAAUUAUCGAGGAAUUGUAUUACCUCAAACAGUUGAAUUUAUUCGUUUUUUUAUUGACAUACGAAGGAUUAAUGAUUAGACACAGAAAACCAAUGUACAUUAUCAAUAUUUGAAAAAUAUAUUUGUAUAGAUAUGGAUUCAAUUAA